AUGUCCAAAGUCUUCUUCAUAACCGGAGCUGGAAGCGGCAUUGGCAGAGUAACAGCACGAGAGCUCCUUCUCAAAGGAUAUCUUGUGUUUCUGACCGACUACAACGAAUCGUUUCUCGAGGAUACAUGCACAAAUCAUCUCCCUUCUGUUAUUCCAGAGGACAAACGGCAGAACUAUAACUGGGCACAAAUGAAUGUAUGCGACGAGGAGCAGAUCACUAAUGCGAUUGCACUGUGUGUGGAGAAGUUCGGUGGUAUAGAUGUCCUCAGCCAAUACAUGCGCUCCGGAAUCCGGAUGGAUAACGUCCCGACAUCAGACUUUGAAAAAGUCCUCUCCGUAAAUCUUAUCGGUACCUAUCGCGUCUCCCAAGAAGCCAUACCACAUCUCGAAAAGUCCCCGAACGGCGGAGUUAUUAUCAACAUGUCUAGCUGUCGUGCCACGCAACAAAGCAAGCACGGCGAAGCUUAUGCCGCUUCCAAGGCGGGCAUUGAGGGUCUUAGUAUGGCGAUGGCUGUGAGUCUAGGACCAAAGAUUAGAGUCCAUGUUAUCAGUCCAGGGAUGAUUGAUGUGCGGUCUGAGCGUAAUGGGAGUCUUGUGCCGCCUCCGGAGAAGUUGAGAGAUGAUCUGAAUAGGGAUUAUCAGACCGAGUACGCAUCUGAAUGGGGAACUGGGACAAGUAAAUCCUUAAAAGAGGCACAUCCUGUUGGUAGAAUUGGAAGGGGGGAGGAUAUUGCUAGACCCAGAAAGUCACCGAGUAUAAUGGCUGAUUCCGUCACUUUACACGGCCGGUCCUACGCCAUCCCACGACAACCUACAGUGAUCAUAUGUGUCGACGGCUUCGAUCCAGAAUAUCUCACCCAAGGCAUAUCCGAUGGCAUAAUUCCAAACCUCGCACGUUUCGUCCAGCAAGGAUUCCACGCUACGGUAAACUCUUGCAUGCCAUCUUUCACCAACCCCAACAACGUCUCCAUAAUCACAGGCCAACCUCCCGCUGUCCACGGAAUUGCGGGCAACUUCUUCCUAGACCGGGAGACAGGUAAAGAGAAAAUGAUCCAGAAUGACUCUCUGCUCCGUGGCUCUACGAUCCUUGAACAAAUGUCCAAACAUGGUGUACGUGUUGCAGCUAUCACGGCUAAGGACAAGCUAAGACGAAUUCUGGCACAUGGACUUCAGACUAGCAAUGGAGAUAUCUGCUUUUCAUCUGAACGCGCGGCGAGUUGCACACUUGCGGAGAACGGCAUUGAAGAUGUCGAAGAAUGGAUCGGUCGUAAAGCACCUAGUCAGUAUUCAGGGGAUCUGUCUAUUUACGUGCUUGACACUGGGAUCAAAUUGCUAAAGGAAAAGCGAGCCCAGCUAUUUUAUCUCACUCUUUCCGACUACGUUCAGCACAAACAUGCGCCGGGGUCACCAGAAGCUAAUGAAUUCUUCAUUACACUGGAUCAGCGAAUUGGACGGCUAGUUGCACUGGGUGCUACAGUUGCUAUAACAGGAGACCAUGGCAUGAGCAGUAAAUCUAAGGAUGAUGGGAAACCAAAUAUCCUAUUUCUGGAAGAUACAUUGGCUGAGAAAUGGGGCUCUGAAUCCGCAAGGGUCAUUUGUCCCAUCACCGACCCAUUUGUCAAACAUCAUGGUGCUCUUGGUUCCUUUGUUCGAGUGUAUGUGAAGAAUUCAAUCAAUCUAUCUGAUAUGAUUGAUUUCACCAAGACUUUGCCGCACGUAGAGCAGGUGUUGGACAGAAAAGUGGCGGCUGAGGAGUAUGACAUGCCCGUGGAUAGGGAAGGCGAUUUUGUUGUCAUUUCCAAGAAGAACGCAGUUAUAGGGAGUCGAAAGGAUGAGCAUGAUUUGUCCAGUAUUGGCGAUCAUCCAUUGAGGUCACAUGGCGGUUUGUCUGAGCAGCAGGUUCCAUUGUUAUUAUCCCGGCCUGUGGCAGAUGUUGAGGGAGCCAAGGCAAAGGACGACUGGCGGAAUUAUGAUGUUCUUGAUCUUGCACUCAAUUGGUAG
Talaromyces stipitatus ATCC 10500 is the source of this 2001-nucleotide messenger RNA. RefSeq names its product short-chain dehydrogenase, putative. The record is from RefSeq and is a predicted model, not a curated record. Gene Ontology annotation, molecular function: phosphonoacetate hydrolase activity; oxidoreductase activity, acting on the CH-OH group of donors, NAD or NADP as acceptor. Bases 1 to 2001 code for a protein of 666 amino acids. NCBI's taxonomy places the organism in Eukaryota, Fungi, Ascomycota, Eurotiomycetes, Eurotiales, Trichocomaceae. The transcript has 3 exons.